Candoia aspera is the source of this 2696-nucleotide messenger RNA. Its product is annotated as homeobox protein SIX1. NCBI's taxonomy places the organism in Eukaryota, Metazoa, Chordata, Lepidosauria, Squamata, Candoiidae. Bases 635 to 1489 code for a protein of 284 amino acids. The transcript is spliced from 2 exons. Gene Ontology annotation, biological process: regulation of skeletal muscle cell proliferation; regulation of transcription by RNA polymerase II; skeletal muscle fiber development. Gene Ontology annotation, molecular function: DNA-binding transcription factor activity, RNA polymerase II-specific; RNA polymerase II cis-regulatory region sequence-specific DNA binding. The record is from RefSeq and is a predicted model, not a curated record. Gene Ontology annotation, cellular component: transcription regulator complex; nucleus.
CGUGUCUCCCUUCUGGGGGCAGAUGGAGAGAGAGAAAAACCUCUAGCUGCUCGCUUUCCUUCUCCCUGGCAGUUAGUCGCUCGGCUCCAACCAGAGCGUCCGCGGCUUAGAGCGCCGAGCAAGCCCAGCUCCGCCGCAAACCCCCUUCAGCGCCAGGCUGAGGCGAGACUGCCUCGGGGCGGCCGCCUCCGCACCCGCUCGCUCGCUGGCUCCCGCGGCUGCCGCUUGGACUGGGCGCGCGCUCCGAUAGGCGCUGGAAGCGUCCAAUCAGAAGAGCCCGGACACCGAGGCGGCUUUAAGCCUGGCUGCGGGAGGACCCCAGCAAAAGUUUCCCCGGCAGCAGGAACUCUCCGAGAGCAUCCACUUCCUCGCCGCCGCCUUCUGCUGCGCGGAGCCACGCUUCCUCGCCUGAGUCCGGCCGGCUGGCUGGGGCCACCGCCCGUUCCUUCGGGGCGCGCGGACGCGGCUCCCGCUUCUGCCGGCCCUGGGGGCAGCCGGGAGGGCACCGCCGCUUCCCUCCGGCUCUUCUUCGGGCCCCCCCAGCCCCACACCGUUCGGCCGGCUGAGCCCGCGGCGGUCGGGCUGAGGGGCGGUGGCGGCGGCGGCGCAGCAGCAGCAGCUCGGACCCGGAGCCAUGUCGAUGCUGCCGUCCUUCGGCUUCACGCAAGAGCAAGUGGCGUGCGUCUGCGAGGUCUUGCAGCAGGGCGGCAACCUGGAGCGGUUGGGCAGGUUCCUCUGGUCGCUGCCCGCGUGCGACCACUUGCACAAGAACGAGAGCGUCCUCAAAGCCAAGGCGGUGGUCGCCUUCCACCGGGGGAACUUCCGCGAGCUCUACAAGAUCCUGGAGAGCCACCAGUUCUCUCCGCACAACCACCCCAAACUCCAGCAGCUCUGGCUCAAGGCGCACUACGUGGAGGCCGAGAAGCUGCGGGGUAGACCGCUGGGCGCCGUCGGGAAGUACCGCGUGCGGCGGAAAUUCCCCUUGCCCAGGACCAUCUGGGACGGCGAGGAGACCAGCUACUGCUUCAAGGAGAAGUCCCGGGGCGUCCUGCGGGAGUGGUACGCGCACAACCCUUACCCGUCGCCCCGGGAGAAGAGGGAGUUGGCCGAAGCCACGGGCCUCACCACCACCCAGGUUAGCAACUGGUUUAAAAACCGGAGGCAGCGCGACCGAGCGGCAGAGGCGAAAGAGAGAGAAAACACUGAAAACAACAACACAUCUACCAACAAGCAGAACCAGUUGUCUCCUUUGGAUGGGGCCAAGCCACUCAUCUCCAGUUCCGAAGAGGAGUUUUCGCCCCCCCAAAGUCCAGAUCAGAACUCCAUUCUCCUGCUCCAGGGCAACCUGAGCCAUGCCAGGAACUCCAGCUAUUCCUUGACCGGCUUAACCGCCUCGCAGCCGGCCCACAGCCUCCAGCCUCACCAGCACCAGCUGCAGGAGUCCCUCCUAGGCCCUCUCACUUCCAGCUUGGUGGACCUGGGCUCAUGAGUUUCUCCCCCCCACGCAAGGUGGGGCUUGUAAAUAAGGGAACUGUGUCAUACAGCUUUCCCCCCUCCCUCAUUUUGUUUUUCCAGAAUGUUCCUGGUGAUUUUUAAAAUGACUUUUAAAAAUCGCUUCUGAAACCAUCCGUUUCCAUUUCUCUUUAUGCAACACCUCUCCCUCUAAGCCAUCUUUUGGGUAGCCAAACAAAGAGAACAUCCAUCCUGAAAUGCAUUUGUGGGGCAACCCUUGGUGUCAUCCCUCCAUUGCAUUCUUUUCAAUUUACUUAAUCUUUCCUGAGUUGGAAUGACAGAUCGUUACAUUUUAUUUAAAAGGAUAGGGAGCAUUACCCAGCCAAGUUAAGCACUUAGAUUCCAUCAAUUUCAAAGAGAGAUUUAAGCACUGUGGAUUUCAAAAUGGUUAACUUGGGCUGUGUCCUAUAUGUUCCUUUUGUUUUGUUUUGUUAGAGGAGAAAAAGAACGCAAAUAUUUUAUAGCAGAAUCCUAAGCAUUCUUACUCAGAAAUAAGGCCCCUUAAAGUAAGUGAAGCCACAAAGCAAAUUCAUGCAUGUUUACCCAGAAGUUUGCUAAAUGGGGCUUAUUCCUAAGCCCAUAUAGGAAGGUGCCCUUACUUUCCACUAAGGACUUAGUGAUAUAUUUUAAUAGAUGGUGGUGGGUAGUUAUCUUGGCUUGAAUUUUUAGGGAAAAAAGAUGGGGUGUAAAAUACCAAAAAAAUUAAUUCUAAAAGGGAGAUCUGGAGAGGGCAAAUUAAGUUUACAUUUUUCUUUUUGGUCAGGCUUAGAUUUCUGAAAAGAUUUUGAAGUAGCUUAAAAACUGGAAAAAAUGAUGCAGUAUUAGGUGAAGAAUGUUAAGUGCCUAUGUCUUAAUGCAGAGGUGUGAGCCCUUUAUGUUAGAUUAAAAUUUUAUGAGAGAGUAAUUUCAUGUCAGUCAUUUUUCUGUUUAUGGUGAAUUUUGGAAAUGAAUCUGUGUGAUUUUUUUUUAUAAUAGCAACAACAAAAGGUAAGAUGUCCACUUACCUGGACAUCUUUCAUAAUCCAGACUCUUUUUCUAGGUUUUAUUUCUGUCUGUCUCUCUUCUUCCCUUUCCCAUAUAGUUUGGCUUGAGAAAACCAACUGGCAAUUUGAUUACCACUAGUAGCAUGUGCUUUCAUUUCCAGGUUUCUUGUACCCAAAGAAAUCUAAAUUAAACAUGAUAAG